Morchella importuna is the source of this 207-nucleotide messenger RNA. RefSeq lists its product as uncharacterized. The coding region runs from base 1 to 207 and encodes 68 amino acids. The transcript is spliced from 3 exons. Lineage: Eukaryota; Fungi; Ascomycota; Pezizomycetes; Pezizales; Morchellaceae. The record is from RefSeq and is a predicted model, not a curated record.
AUGGCGCAGUGUGAGCGGUUGAAAAUGAUGUCUGAGAAUGGGGUUCGUUAUUCAAGCGCAAGCGUUCCAAUACAAUCACGAUCGAUACAAGUUUGCGCUUGUAAUAUCAUCGAUGUGCACUUCAAAAAACGACCAGUUGAGUGGUUCGCCCAGGGUAUUGCUCCCAACAUGUAUGGCCAAGCUAAAGUAGAGUGCUAUCGGCAGUAG